CCCCACCGCGGAUCAUGUACCAGGAUUAUCCCGGGAACUUUGACACCUCGUCCCGGGGCAGCAGCGGCUCUCCUGCGCACGCCGAGUCCUACUCCAGCGGCGGCGGUGGCCAGCAGGUAGGUGCGGGCCCCGGGUGCACCUGGCGGUGCUGGCGGACCCCCUAUCCUCCGCUCGCCGCUACUGCCUCUUUUGCUUUCUUUUCCAUUUCUUGGCUUGGCACGAAAAUUCCUCUGGGCCACCACUGUAAGUGCUGGGUUUUCGUCUUGUCCUGCCCAUCCCCUUCUCUGUUUAAACACUGGAGCGAGGAGUGGACUUGAAAGCCAACAAACCCUUUCCUUCACAUUACAUCUCAUCCAGACGAGCUCCUUGAGCACUAAGCCUGUUAUCUCCUCUCCCAGGAAUGCUCUGUCCCCUUUCCCUCUCCUUGGACCAAAAAAAAAAAAGGGGGGGGGGUGUCUUUGCACCCUCCUCUAUUCUCGAGGGAAAACCUUCUCUUUCUCCACCAGUCUUAGUUAAUUUCUGAAAGCCGUUGGGGACUCAAAACAUAGUUAGGCUCCUUCAAGUAAUUCGGAGUGAGGGUAAGAAUUGCUGCUCUGGGAAUCAGGUGGGAAGGUCUGAAAGGAGGUGGUCAGCCUUGAUUGGCUCCUGGUGGCCCCUGUGUGCCCUGCGCCCAUCCAUUUCCUGUGAGGGUCAGAGCAGGAGCCCGCACUGCCAUCAGAAGGGGUGCUUUGAAGGUUUGGAGGUACCUGGCACAAGGACGCCUACAGAGAGAAGUGGGGGAAAGAGACUUCGUUUAGGCUCCUGGGUGGUUCUGGAUGCAGAAAAACAACUUGCUUCUAAAGCAGCCAGACUGGUUUGCACUAGAGGGGUUGUGCCUGUGAUAUAUGUGUCUAUAAAUACCAGAAAGGUGCUGGUGGGGUGCCUGCAGCAGCCCCCCACCACUGCCCCCAGACUUAUGAGGGAGCUAGCUUAAAAGGUCACCACAACCUGAAGCCCGCUGGUUAGGACCUGGGGACUCUCCAGACAAGUUGGCUGCUGGAAGAGUUGCUCUGGUAAGGUGGUUGCCUUGGCCUCGACAAGCCAGCCAGCCGGCCAGCCAGCCAGGAGGGGCUGGGGUGGGCUUCCAGGGAGGGUGGACCCUGCUGGAGAAUAAAAUGGAAACACGGUUCCAAAGUGAUUCCCCAUACUUCGUGAGUCCCCAAAAUGGCUUUUCUGUGUCUUCCCUUAUCUCCCCAGGUGUCCUCAUAAGCAUCUACUGUAGAGAGCCCAGUCUAUGCAUGGAGGGUGCAGUCAGUGCACCCUUAAUGAUGAGCACUAAGGUGAUGAGUUUAAAAUCUUAUCGUAAAAGUGUUUGGUAUUGUUUGCGUUCCAGCCCUGCCAAUGGUUUGUAUUGAAUCCAAACAUCAUUAGGCAAGGGGUUGGAGUCAAUUAUAUCCCUCACUCUCCAAUUCAACAAAUCCCCAAAUGUCCCUCUCCUUCUCGAAUCAGGAAGGGAUCUUUUGAUUUCUUGUCUGUUCUUUGGUUGCUGUUUCUGUGGCAGUCAUCAUUGAAAUAUGACAAUUUUGCCGCUGCCUGGCUUUGCUCACACCCUGGGGCCUGGAUGGGAAGUCAGACCGGACAUCAGUGCCCCGAUUGAAUAAUCUGUGUCACUAGGGCUUUGAGCCCAGGAUGUAAGCAGAGGCAAUUCCCUGUUUUGGAAGAAAAUCAGACAGGAAACCAGUGCUAGGAAGAAGGAAGAGAACUCAGUCCAGCAGAGUGUAAUGGGGCCUCAUUACCGAAGCAAAAAGCAGCUGUUGGCUAAUUCCUAGCAUGCUGUAACACAUGAGGAUUUUGCAAUUAGUAAUAACUAGCGCAUGGGGUUCUUGAACAUACGCCUGCCCCUUGGCCCAGCAGCUUGAGUGAGGUGCCUUUCAAACCUGAGGGAUUGGCAAGAAAUUCCGGUUAGAUAUGCCUGGCUCAGGCAGUGCCUUCAUCCCCACCAUCAACGCCAUCACGACCAGCCAGGACCUGCAGUGGAUGGUGCAGCCCACUGUGAUCACCUCCAUGUCCAACCCGUACCCCCGCUCACACCCCUACAGCCCCCUGCCGGGCCUGGCCUCUGUCCCUGGGCACAUGGCCCUCCCGAGACCUGGCGUGAUCAAGACCAUCGGCACCACCGUGGGUCGCAGGAGGAGAGAUGAGCAGCUGUCCCCCGAAGAGGAGGAGAAGCGUCGAAUCCGGAGGGAAAGGAACAAGCUGGCCGCUGCCAAGUGUCGGAACCGACGUCGCGAGCUGACAGAGAAGCUGCAGGCGGAGACAGAGGAACUGGAGGAGGAGAAGUCGGGCCUGCAGAAGGAGAUCGCUGAGCUGCAGAAGGAGAAGGAGAAGCUGGAGUUCAUGUUGGUGGCCCAUGGGCCCGUGUGCAAGAUCAGCCCCGAGGAGCGCCGGUCGCCCCCGGCCUCGGGCCUGCAGCCCCUGCGCAGCGGGGGCGGCGGGGUGGGCGCCGUGGUGGUGAAACAGGAGCCCCUGGAGGAGGACAGCCCUUCGUCCUCGGCGGCGGGUCUGGACAAGGCCCAGCGCUCUGUCAUCAAGCCCAUCAGCAUUGCUGGGGGCUUCUAUGGGGAGGAGCCCCUGCACACCCCCAUUGUGGUGACCUCCACGCCUGCCAUCACUCCGGGCACCUCGAACCUCGUCUUCACCUAUCCCAGCGUCCUGGAGCAGGAGUCGCCCGCGUCGCCCUCCGAGUCCUGCUCCAAGGCUCACCGCAGGAGCAGUAGCAGUGGGGACCAGUCAUCAGACUCCUUGAACUCCCCCACCCUGCUGGCUCUGUAACCCGGCUGCCGGGGUUCCUCAUCACUGCCUCCUUCCCAGGGACCAGCACCUUCCCGCGCUCCAGGGUGCGAGGACCCAGGGGAUUCUGCCAGGGCCUCCUGGCCCUGGGGGGACCCGGGUGGCGUUUAGCAGAGGCCCUGGAGGACUGGGAUGAGCUCUUAGAAAUCGUGAAACCUCCUUCCUCGUCCGUCUUGCAAAGCAAAUCCUGUUUCUUGAAUGGCCUUGGAGAACUUCGUUUCACGGACCUGGGCAGCCCUGGGCAGGCCUCUGGCUUCUCAAGAGCCCGAAGCUGGUGUGGACCAUGUCUGUCCCUUUGUUAUGAAAUGUCUCUGGAGUGAUAGUGUCCCGCCCUGCCCCACCACGCAUGCUCGGUGCCGUUUGGUUUCAUCGUCCCUCUAUUCGACCUGUCCAUCCCCAGUGUCAAUUUCACUUCCUCUUGGUUUUUAUCAAAUUUGCCAUGACAUUUCAUCGGGGUGGUCUGACUAUUAAAACUCUUCAUGUCUGGACAUGGGCAGCAGGUGGCCCUUCUGCGGGGGCUGACUUGUCCAGAGGGGACAGUCGAUGUGCAAUACAGAACCUCCCUCCCCUGACACUCCCUGGUCCACUGCUGGCUCCAGAAGCACCGGGGGAGCUCGAGCUCUGGAGGAGACGCUGCCGCCGGAGGCUCCGAGGACCCUGCCUCCCCGCUGCAGAGAUGGCUCCUGGAGCAGUGGCUUGGCCAGAAGACAGGGCGUGAGUGAGACAGCCGGGCACAGGUUGUGUUUGCCAAACGCCUAAUUAACAGGCCAGGAACAGUGCCAACGAGCCACGGUGUCCCAGCCGGCUUCCCUUCACCUGGUGUCGAGCAGGACGUCUCCUGUAAUUACUGCCUCACCACUCUGCUCCUGGACCCUUCUCCAAACCCAGGAGCUGUCCCUCCCUCUGAACCACACACCACUCCAGGCCUGCUGGCUCCGCCCUCCCCGCCCUGGCUCUCAGGGUGACGCCACCCACAGAGAUUUAAUGAGCUUGGGCCCGGACCCUCCCAUCGCUGCCAGGUGGCCCUCCCCAGCUUCAAAGGCAGCUUUGCUGCGUGUGGAUGGGAAGACAGGGAGGAGGGAGGCCGUGCAGUGAGAUUCACCUCACACCAGCCCUGCUACCUGGCUGGCCUUGUCCCAGCUGCUCACCUCUCUGAAGUGCCCAUUGUCAUCUGAUGGAUCGAGUGCUUUCUCUUUAUACUCCCCAACCUCCUCGCCCCAGUGUGCUCUUCGGGUCCACCAGCCAGCCCAGAGCUGUGGCUGUGGCCUGCGGCUUGUGCACCAUCCUGGGGGCUGCUGGAGAGCUGUUUCCCUCCCACAGGUGGACGGUGGGGAAGGGCCCCUCCUGGCCCCAAAGAGCAUAGCUCGGCGUAGCUCAGCGUGGCCCCUGCCCCCUAACACUCUGAGCCUUUUUCUCCGCAAGGCUUGUCUCUGAUCUAGAAUUGGCCUCUGCUGGGCUAGUGGUCUGGGGGAGACCUGCUGUUAUAAUCAGUCCUAGAGAUUAUUGUGUGGUCACUUAAAACUACACCACUGUGGUGUAAGUCACACCCAGAGGGUAAAGGAGAGCGGUGAUGCUUAAAGCUCACCUGUUCCUUGCACACACCUGGGCCUCGGUGCUGGUCAUUGUUGAAUGUCUGUUACCUGCAGACACAGCAUAGGAUGACGUAUGCUUAAAAUACAUGGCCCACUAGGACUGGAAGUGACGUGUGGAAGGAGAGGAGAAUAAAAGAAGAAGAAUUUUGUCCAAAAGUACUUUAAACAUGUUUGUUUCAACAUUCCUUGGCUGGGAGGCUGCCCUCCGGUUUUCCAGAGGUUCUGGGAGAGGUGUGCCUGGUAAGAAGGGGCAGCUGGGUUUCCGACUUCGGAGCAGUCCAGGCAGAGGUCGGCCCCGAGUAGCCGGGGACGGGCAAGAGAGCGGGUGCUCCCCGCUCUGAAGGGCUUCGUCCUCUCAAGUGGUGGUUGUGGCCGAGUGGGAAUGUGUUGCUUCUCUUGCUCUCUUACGUGAAGCUGCUUUCUGGUGUUUCAUUUCUAAAAGUCCCUUUAUGCCCUAGUUUGCACAGCACUGACCCCAAGGCAGGUCACCCUUUGUGACUUGGGGCCAAGCUGGACAUUCCUGAGAUGAAGUUUGGCUUCAGUUCAGAUUUCAAGCUAUGUUGGCUUUGGGGCCAGCAGAAGGCAAAGCCCAGCCACCUCCCAGGACGUGAGAGGCCCCCAAGCUGCAUUCAGGACCCUCUGGCUUUGUUCUAGGAGUAGUUGGGAGGUUUGAGGAAGGCCGACUGUUACUCCUAAGGCGGUAGCACAGCCUCAGUUACUCCCUCUGGCUUGUUCUCCAAGUUUGCUCCAGAAUCACCAGACACUGGCCUGCUUCCUCCUCCGGCUCCGGCUGAGGGAACAGCUGCAAUGGGGCUUCGCACUGGGCUGGGAGCCUGUGCUUCCCCUGCGUCCCGGCCGCGAGGCGCUGGCGUGGACGCCAGCUGGGCUGCAGGCAGUUCAGGGACAGCGCAGGGCAAGCACUCCCUGACAAGCUAGUGUGAAACAGUCUCCUUGGCCACCUGGCUGGCCCUCUGGGAACAGCCCUCUUCCUGGCUGGGUGGAUGGGGACAGCUGCUGACACAGGAAGGAGAGGAGGUCCCAGGUGAAGCUUAGGAAGUGGCCAGAGCCAGCUCUCCGCAGAGAAGUCACUGGGGAGGUGUUCAGAAAGCAAGCCUUGUUCUGCCUGUGCGAAAGGCCAGGUGUGUCCACUGUGGCCAGUCACGUGGCGUCUCACAGCCAAGGGCCAUCAGAGGCUGCUGCUUCCCUGGCUCAGCUGCGGGGAAAGGAGCUGUCUCUGCUCCCACGCGGCUCCAAGGGUAAGGUGGGCUCCACUCCACACCGGGACUUCCCUACCCCGUCCUUGCUGGGCCAGCGGCGCUCCUCGCGAUCUCGCUGUUCAGCUUGCAGGUUGAUUUCCUUCCUGGUCAGAUAUCUGUGUGGCCCCUUUAAGAAGGAAAAGAGUAAGCACCUACUAUGUGCCAGGCACUGUGUUAGGCACUUUUAUAUAUGCCCUCUUCAGGGUGAGACUAAGGAAUGAGGGCAUGCCUGAUUUGAGGCCCCCGAGAAGCGGAUAAACAAAAACUUGGAGGUGAGAGGUCUUUUUAAAAAUCCAAGGCAAGAGUGUCUUCAGUCUGAGGUUUAUUCCCAAAGACUCGCCCCCUACGAUAAUAUCUUCCCACCUCUAAGUUUCUCUUCUCUCUACCCGGUGAUGUGCUCCUUGGCACUCCUCAGGGCUGGAGGGGUAACCUUACAGAAUUUGUGGACCAAUAGGAUAUGUAUAACUUGCUUUAAAAAAUGUAAGUAAAGGGGAUCUUGCUACUUUCUGCUUGUUGAGUCUUUCUGGCAUUCAUCUUAAAAGCCAGCAUCUCACUAUUUAUUUACAGGUUGGGGUGUAUGUGUGCGUGUGUGUGUAUGUGUGUGUGUAUGUGUGUGCGCGCGUUUCCAGGGGUACCCAUGACCUCCUGCAGCUUUUAUAAAGGAAACCCAGUCAUCCCACCACUAAUCUGACAUCGUCUCAGGCUUCUCGUGUUUUGGCUGAACAUCAACAAAAGGGUUUAAAUUUUCCAGCACUGACAGGUUCAGGAGGGGCUGGGUCAAAUUUUGAGGAGGGUAUGGGAAGGGGAGGGGGAGGCAAAAUGGACAUUUAUUUUAUUAUUUAUUUUAAAUGUUUACAUCUUUGUGUUGUACCAAGCCUGAAUAGAAACAGAUAGCAUUAAAGUACUCAGUUCCUCUCUCCCUCUUCCUCCCCUCUUUUUUAAAAAAUUAGGCGAACGAUGCUUUUGUUUGUUUGUUUCUAAAAUGAUGUGUGACCUGUGCUGUAUAAACUAUGAAACGGUUCUGUUCUUAAAGAUGGACAGUCAUUCUCUGGCAGCAUGUUCCCAAGAAGCCCACCGUGUGAGAACACGACAGAUCCCGCCCUGUCCUUAAAGCUCUUCUCUCUGAAUGAUUAAAAGUUUAUUCCAGUUC
Molossus molossus (Pallas's mastiff bat) is the source of this 6827-nucleotide messenger RNA. It is a transcript of the gene FOSL2, whose product is annotated as FOS like 2, AP-1 transcription factor subunit. Gene Ontology annotation, cellular component: nucleus. Gene Ontology annotation, molecular function: DNA-binding transcription factor activity, RNA polymerase II-specific; RNA polymerase II cis-regulatory region sequence-specific DNA binding. Bases 1948 to 2811 code for a protein of 287 amino acids. The record is from RefSeq and is a predicted model, not a curated record. Gene Ontology annotation, biological process: regulation of transcription by RNA polymerase II. NCBI's taxonomy places the organism in Eukaryota, Metazoa, Chordata, Mammalia, Chiroptera, Molossidae. The transcript is spliced from 4 exons.